Molecule: messenger RNA, 1584 nt
Organism: Sordaria macrospora k-hell
Lineage: Eukaryota; Fungi; Ascomycota; Sordariomycetes; Sordariales; Sordariaceae
Source: RefSeq, a predicted model, not a curated record
AUGUUAAAGGCACCCAGCUGCUCUCUCCUCACCUGCUUCUCCCGCGUCUCGCAGCUCAAAGGUCCCCUUCUCAUCGACGCUCACCGGGUUUCAGUCAUCCAGUGCAAAACCGAAUCGACCAUGGAUAUCUAUUCGAAUCCACAGUUCAACUCCCUCGUCCCCUUGCCGGAUGUCCUUGCCAACUUGACCUUUCAGGAGAUUGCCCUCAACGUCCCUAACUGUACCUGCGCUCCGGUUGCCAACUUCCUUGGCUACCUCGAAGGUAGCUUCGCUUUAGAGACAUUGGUGGAUCCGAGCGAUAUGCCAGUUUCAAAACUCAGUACUCUCGUGAGAAAUUGUACCACGCCUGGGCUUCUAGACGACGUCUCCAACGGCCAGAUCAUUGACUGGUUCUUCGAUCGCUUUCAGAACCAGCAAGGCGACUUUAUGUGGCUGUAUGUCCCGGUCAUUGGUAUAUGCUUCCACGAUUAUUGCAAUGCCCUAAAGUGGGAAGGCAAUCCUGAUAUAUCCGGUAUUGGGGUAAACGUUGCCUUUUUCAUCCAGGCAGCCCUUACCUCAGUCUUUUUACUCAUCUAUCUCGGAUUUUACAUUGCCGAGACACAUCACGCUCGAAAACAUCCGGGACUGGCCAACCAGAAGAUAGCUUCAUCGUGGCGCAAAGCAUCCGAUGAUUGCCUCGAAGUCUUCUGGUCAACCUGUUACGUCUUCGCCUUAACCCUAGCUGUAGGCACCCUUUGCUUCAACGUUAUCUACGAUUCGCCUGGUCACGUUUACUCGGGCUACUUUGGAUAUCUUGGUACCAUCCUCUCCGUAUCCGUCCUUAUAUGUCUGUGGCCCUGGUUUCCCGGACGAUAUCGGUACCCGGUCCUCACCUUUUCGGGCGUGUGUGUGCUGUUGGGCCUCGUGAUUGGGGUUAGUAUGACCUUUCUUAAAGAGGUGAGUUCUGACGACAAGACGGUUUUCGAAAAAGCCUGUCUAGAAAGCAAACAAAGGAUGGGCAGCGUGAAAGAUUUGAAGGAAGACGAAAACGUGUUUAUGCAGCCCACGAAAUCCACAACCUACGUACAAAACUUCGUCAGGUAUACCCCUUGGGCGACCGUGGCACUUCUUGCUCUCUGGGGCGGCGCGUUCUUCUUCACUCUUCUGUGGAGACGGAGAAACAAGAUCACCAAUUGGAGUUUGUACAAGAUGAUCACCGGGAUCCUAGGCGGCCUUCUCGUCCUCGGCUCAUUUGGCCUGGUUUGGGUCGCUCUCAGCUUUUUCUUUUACCUUCGAGUCAGGGUCGAGGAUCUCGCGGGCCCGUCAUACGCCGAGAACGAAUGGGGGUUUGGUCAAAUCGUCGCCAUCGCCGCAUGGCUCCCACUGUUUGGUCAGAUCGGCAUGGUUGUCUUUCGCACACUAUCGAAAGACACCAAAUACCAGAAGUUGUUUAACCCUGCCCCGGAGAGCGAGAGAUAUUCGCAUCACCUGUUGCCUCAAACCCCAACCUUCGAACAACCUCAACGUCAUGGAUCAGACAUGGAGAAGGAACCUGUCACUACUGUGGCUCAGCAAGAUAUCACGGAUGCCGCCUGGCAGCGGUGA